Molecule: messenger RNA, 1227 nt
Organism: Epithele typhae
Lineage: Eukaryota; Fungi; Basidiomycota; Agaricomycetes; Polyporales; Epitheliaceae
Product: FAD/NAD(P)-binding domain-containing protein
Exons: 7
Coding region: 1-1227 (408 amino acids)
Biological process (GO): secondary metabolite biosynthetic process
Molecular function (GO): FAD binding
Source: RefSeq, a predicted model, not a curated record
AUGGUUCCCUCCGAAACCCCGCAGAAGCUCCGUAUUGCCAUCGCUGGCUCAGGCUUCGGUGGUCUUUUGCUCGCAAUCUUCCUGCAAAAGUACUGCCCCGACCACGAGAUCGACAUAUACGAAGCCGCCCACGAAUUCGGCGGGAUUGGAGCCGGCGUCGCCGUGUGGCCUCGCUUCUGGCAAGUGCUCAGGUACAUCGGCUUGGAGGACCAGCUGCUCGAGGCGACUGGCACUCUGAACAAGGAAGUGUUCACCUUCCACCGGUCUCAGCUCCACAAGGUCCUCGUGGACAACGUCAAGGACAAGGACAAGAUCGUUCACUUUUCCAAACGCCUUGUCUCCUACUCCGAGCCCGCCUCCGUUGAUGAACCGAUCACGCUCACCUUCAAAGACGGUACCACGGCGACCUGCGACCUGCUUCUCGGAAGCGACGGCAUUCGGUCUGCGGUUCGACACACCAUGUACACCGAGCUCGCGAACGAAGCCGAGGGCGCCCGUGCGGAAGAGCUGCGGGAGAUGAUCGAUCCUGUCUGGUCCGGGGUGGUUGUGUACCGCGGCCUUGUGCCCGUAGAUCAGCUCCAAAACACCAAGCUGGACCUCGGACACGUCGCGAUAAUUUACGCAGGCAAACACAAGUACCUCACCUCCUACGCGGUCUCGCGCGGAGAAUUUAUCAAUGUGGCCGCACUCGUCGGGAUCCCUGAUGGGGAAGGGAAGCCGUACGAAGGCCCGUGGAGUGCUCCAGUGACGCAAGAGGAGGUCGCUGCGCAAUAUGCGACUUGGGACUCUGACGUGCAACAGCUCGUCAAGCACAUCGAGAAGCCGUCCAUCUGGGCGGUGAACACGGUUCGCUACCUGCCGACCUACGUGAAAGGCCGCGUCGCGCUUCUCGGGGAUGCGGACGGUUUCAUUCUCGCGACGAUCCUCUCCCAGCCCGGGGUCUCGCGCGCGACGCUGCCCGAAGCGCUCGAGGUCUACGACGCCCUCCGUCGGCCGGUCUCGCAGGACGUCCACCGGCGCUCGCGCCAGACGGGGCACACGAUCAACCUCGAGCGCGCGGGGUGGGAGAACGUGAGCGCGGCGGAGAGCGCGCGGGGCGGGUUCCCGAAGGAGAUGCUCGACCGGGUCGGGGCGGCGAUCGAGGAGGAGAUGGCGUGGGUGGGGGCGUCGAGCAUCAUGGACGACCAUGCGCGGGCGUGCGAGAUGGUCAGAGAGAGGUUGGUGUAG